AUGGCAGGUCCUCUCCACGCUGUGCUGGCAGGUCCUCCUCCACGCUCAGUGAUGGCAGGUCCUCCUCCACGCCCGUGUCGGCAGGUCCUCCUCCACGCCCAGUGUUGGCAGGUCCUCCACGCCCGUGCUGGCAGGUCCUCCUCCACGCUCAGUGCUGGCAGGUCCUCCUCCACGCCCGUGUCGGCAGGUCCUCCUCCACGCUCCGUGUCGGCAGGUCCUCCUCCACGCUCAGUGAUGGCAGGUCCUCCUCCACGCUCCGUGUCGGCAGGUCCUCCUCCACGCUCAGUGGCAGGUCCUCCUCCACGCCCGUGUGGCAGGUCCUCCUCCACGCUCAGUGAUGCAGGUCCUCCACGCUCCGUGGUGGCAGGUCCUUGGCAGGUCCUCCUCCACGCCCAGUGA
Molecule: messenger RNA, 399 nt
Organism: Homarus americanus (American lobster)
Lineage: Eukaryota; Metazoa; Arthropoda; Malacostraca; Decapoda; Nephropidae
Product: branchpoint-bridging protein-like
Exons: 1
Coding region: 1-399 (132 amino acids)
Source: RefSeq, a predicted model, not a curated record